Molecule: messenger RNA, 2711 nt
Organism: Prinia subflava (tawny-flanked prinia)
Lineage: Eukaryota; Metazoa; Chordata; Aves; Passeriformes; Cisticolidae
Gene: MAPDA
Product: adenosine deaminase like
Exons: 10
Coding region: 79-1140 (353 amino acids)
Biological process (GO): adenosine catabolic process; inosine biosynthetic process
Molecular function (GO): adenosine deaminase activity
Source: RefSeq, a predicted model, not a curated record
GCGGUGCCGAGGAGGGGGCGGUGCCGAUGAGGGGGCGGUGCCUGUGCUGGCCCCGCCCCUGGCGGCACAGGAGGCGCAAUGGCGGCGGAGCGGGACCGCGAGCGGGAGCUUUGCUUCUACCGGCGGCUGCCCAAAGCGGAACUCCAUGCCCAUUUGAAUGGCUGUAUCAGUUCUGCUACUAUGAAGAAACUGAUGGCCCAGAAGCCAAACCUUCAGAUCCAGAAUGGCAUGACUGUGAUCGACAAAGGAAAGAAAAGAACCUUAGAUGAAUGUUUUCAGAUGUUUCAGAUCAUCUAUCAGGUUACCACGAGGACUGAAGAUAUUUUACUGAUAACUAAAGAUGUCAUUAAAGAAUUUGCUGAUGAUGGUGUCAGGUAUCUGGAAUUGAGAAGCACUCCAAGAGAAGAAAAUUCCACAGGUAUGACCAAAAGGACGUAUGUUGAAACUGUACUUGAGGGUAUCAAGCAGAGCCAAGAAGAAGGCUUGGAUAUAGAUGUAAGGCUGUUAAUAGCAAUAAACAGAAGAGAUGGCCCAGAAGUUGCUAAGCAGACUGUUAAACUUGCUGAGGAGUUCCUGCUUUCCAGUGAUGGGGUUGUAGUAGGACUUGACCUCAGUGGUGAUCCCAGUGCAGGACGGGGUCAAGAUUUUUUGGAACCGCUCUCAGAAGCAAAAAACGCAGGUCUGAAGUUGGCUCUGCAUCUUGCUGAGAUUCCAAAUCAAGAAGAGGAGACCAAGAUUCUCCUGGGUCUGCCUCCUGACAGAAUUGGGCAUGGAACAUUUCUCAACUCCACAGCAGCUGGUUCUGAAGAGAUCGUGUCACUGGUUCAGCAGAAUCAUAUACCUAUUGAAUUUUGCGUGACAUCAAACGUAAAAUCUCAGACAGUGCCUUCCUGUGACAAACACCAUUUUGGAUACUGGUACAGCAUGGGCCAUCCUGCAGUGCUUUGUACUGAUGAUAAAGGCGUCUUUGCAACCGAUCUAUCGCAAGAAUACGAGCUGGUUGCAAAAACAUUUAACCUGACUCGGUCACAGAUGUGGGAUCUGUCCUAUGAAUCAAUCAACUAUAUUUUUGCUUCAAAUUCAGUAAAAUCCAAGCUAAGGGAACAAUGGUGUAAGCUGAAGCCAGCUCUGUUUGAUUAAUUAAACUGUUGUUCUAAAUAGCUCAGGUGUAUUAGCUGAGUUAAUAAGCUGUUUUUUACUGAAGUCCUGGGCUUUUUUCAGACCUCAGGGUUUUAAACCCAGCCACAAACUGCCUGUGUCAAAUGAAGGCAACUGGAAUGCAUCCCUUGUUACUGGGGACAGAAUUAAAUGUUGUUUUGGUAGUUGGGAAGGGCUCUCAACCAGUGGCUAAAAUGCCAAAUGUUGCCGUCUUGUUUCUCUUGAGCUGAUAUGACAUUUAAAAAAUACUUAGUUGAAGUUUGUCAUCACUAUAUAAACAUUUGAGAGCUGGAACAAAAUGAAGGCAGAGCAGUUGGUGUUUAAAACAUCUCUGUUGGCAGCAUUCCGCCAAGCAGUUUGAAUGUGUGGUGUGUGUUUUUGGGGUUUGUAUUGUUUUUAGAUUUUGAGCUGUUGAUUGAAUGUGAAGACAGAAACAAACUCAGGGAGAAGGAAAUAUUUAUCCCAAGGAAUUAAUAUUGUAUCUGUUUUUAUUGCUGUACAUGUAUGACUGAAACUGCUGUGGGUUGAGUAGCACAUGGGGGUCUCUGCUGGUGCCCUGGGCACUGGUGGUGUGCAGGCACUUAAGAACCUUGAACACCUCCAGUAACUGAGCUACUUGGCAAAGCGGUCUCAUUCUUAAAAUGCUUUUUAGAGUUGCUGUUUGUUGUGUAAAAAAAGCAAUAAAAAUCGCCUCAAGCUCCAUGUUUUUGAAACCACCACUUGAAGGUGUGCAUGUGUGUGUUUGAGCUCUGCAGAAGAGAAGCAGGGCUCUGUGGGGUGAGGUCCUGGGGCAGCCUCUCCCUGCUGCUGUGGCAGCCCCGGCUCUCCUUGCCCUUGCAGGGCUCCCUCUGCCUGUGUGCUGGUGCUGAGAGCUCACCAGCUCUCUGAGUGUGCACAUGCUGCAGUUUGUGUCAUGGGAGUGGGGAGGUCACCUGGAGGAUCCCAUCUGAGUGCACUAAAAGAACCAGGAAUGUACAAGGGUGGCUGAAGAGCAGCCCACAGAACUGGCAUUUCUGUAUACAGGAGUCUAACCGUGUGUUACUGCAGUUAUUUACACAGGAGAAAGGUUACACUCAGGACAGGAUGUGCACUUCUGGAAUGAAGAAUCACCAUCUGAUGAGACCUUUGUUGUGCACAGUUCCCAAGAUGACCAUUGCAACUUGAAACAUUCUUACUAUCCCUGGGCUAGCUUUCCAGAGUUUCACUUUUAUAGGUAAACUGCAGUUUCCUUCUUUGACUUCAUGUAGCAUUAUAGUUAAUUUUAAUUUAAGCACUCCUUGCUGAGCCUGCUUGUCAAAUUCUCGGUUAGCAGUGACAUAACCACUGUUUAGUUUAUAAUAUUGUAUAGAAAUGACUGUGAGACACAGAGUGAAGCAUCACCACAGAAUUAACCAUCAGUAAUGGGGCAGAGAAGAUUUUUUUUUUCUCUGAAUGCAAUGGAAAUUUUGAGUAACUGCUACCAGAAUUUCAUGUGGUAUAAGAUGAAAUUUAAGUUUUCUAUUUAUGUGCAGCUCAACUUAUUUUUAAAGUAAACAAAAUAGAUCUAGAGUUAA